This is a messenger RNA of Seminavis robusta, 426 nucleotides long. Lineage: Eukaryota; Bacillariophyta; Bacillariophyceae; Naviculales; Naviculaceae. The record is from the annotation of a GenBank genome assembly.
AUGAGACAAGUGCAACCAUCCACCAAUCAGGGACCUUGCCAAAAGGAACAGGGCAAGAGGAGCCAACAGGGACUAGGGCAGGGAGCCAACAGGAUCAGGCAGCAGGAACAGGGACACAGGAACCAGGGGCAACAGGAACAGGGACACAACAAAAGGAAUAGCCAACAGGACAUAGCCAAAAGCCAACAGGACAAGGUUGGAUUGAACCAGUAUCAUCAACAUCUUUUGGAAGACCCUCAACGAGGUGCCUUGAAGACCUUCAGAUCAAAGGGGGACAAUGAGACAAGUGCAACCAUCCACCAAUCAGGGACUUGCCAAAAGGAACAGGGCCAAGAGUGGGCCAAGAGGGAGCCAACGGGAUCAGGCAGCAGGAACAGGGACACAGGAACCAGGGCAGCAGGAACAGGGACACAACCAAAGGAAUAG